Molecule: messenger RNA, 1416 nt
Organism: Hibiscus syriacus
Lineage: Eukaryota; Viridiplantae; Streptophyta; Magnoliopsida; Malvales; Malvaceae
Product: putative E3 ubiquitin-protein ligase XBAT31
Molecular function (GO): protein binding
Source: RefSeq, a predicted model, not a curated record
UUUCUAUUUAGAAAGAUGGGUCAAGGACUGAGUUGUGGAAAGAGUCCAGAGAAUGUAUUGUUUAGUGCAGUUCAAGUUGGAGACCUUGAAACUGUGGAAGCUUUAUUAGAGAGAGAAUCAAAUCUUUUACAUCAUAGAACUGUUUAUGAUCGCCAUUCUGCUCUUCAUAUAGCUGCUGCUUAUGGCCAGAUCGAGAUUUUGGCUAUGCUUUUGGAGAAAUCCGUGAACCCGGAUGUAGUGAAUCGUCGAAAGCAGACUCCACUUAUGUUGGCUGCAAUGCAUGGGAAUAUCUCCUGCGUGAAGAAGCUCAUUGAAGAUGGGGCAAAUAUCUUAAAGUUCGAUUCCAUUCAUGGAAGAACUUGCUUGCACUAUGCAGCCUAUUAUGGUCAUUCCGGCUGCCUUAAAGCGAUCCUCUCUGCCGCUCAAUCUAGCCCUGUUGCUGUUUCAUGGGGAUAUGCACGUUUUGUGAAUAUAAGAGAUGCCAAGGGUGCUACUCCCUUGCACUUGGCCGCUCGUCAAAGGCGGUCUGAAUGCGUACAUAUCCUGUUAGACAAUGGUGCUCUCGUUUGUGCCUCAACCAGUGGAUACGUUUGUCCUGGAAGCACACCUCUUCAUUUAGCUGCUAGAGGGGGAUCUCUCGAUUGUGUCCGCAAGUUGUUGGCAUGGGGUGCAGAUCGUCUUCAAAGAGAUGCAGCCGGGCGAAUACCAUAUGUAGUUGCUUUAAAGCAAAGACAUGGAGCAUGUGCAGCCCUGCUAAAUCCUUCAUCGGCAGAACCUAUUGUAUGGCCAGCACCUUUAAAAUUCAUAAGCGAGCUUAACGAGGAGGCGAAGACACUAUUAGAACAAGCCUUAAUGGAGGCAAACCGGGAAAGGGAAAAGAGCAUCCUGAAGGGAACGACUUACAUAAUUGUAUCACCCUCACAUUCCGACUCCGGGUUAGAUGACAUUAUUUCCGAGGCUAGUGAUACCGAACUAUGCUGCAUAUGCUUCGAACAAAUCUGCACAAUUGAAGUUGAAGAUUGCGGUCACCAGAUGUGUGCACAAUGCACACUGGCCCUGUGUUGUCACAACAAGCCAAACCCCACAACUGCAAGUGUAACACCCCCUGUAUGCCCCUUUUGCCGUAGCACCAUCGUCCGAUUGGUGGUAGCCAAGGUAAAGAAUCGCGAAGGAAGCAGCAGCUUCAAGAGUUUAUCAGCCGUUGGUUCGUUUAGCAAGAUCGGUGGGCUAGGGUCCGGAAGGGUCGCCGCUGAAAACGAAUGGGUGGAUAAACCUUGAAAAAUAAUGGCAGUUGGAAGUAUCCCAUAUUUGUUAUACAUGUUAGAUAGAGGUUAUGUAGAUUUUGAGGGAAAAUAAUUAAAGAAAUGAGUUGCAGGUUGAAAUUGGUAAGUUUGAUAAAAAGCUUCAUUGGCUCCU